Molecule: messenger RNA, 1392 nt
Organism: Nannospalax galili (Upper Galilee mountains blind mole rat)
Lineage: Eukaryota; Metazoa; Chordata; Mammalia; Rodentia; Spalacidae
Gene: Vsig4
Product: V-set and immunoglobulin domain containing 4
Biological process (GO): negative regulation of T cell proliferation; negative regulation of complement activation, alternative pathway; negative regulation of interleukin-2 production
Molecular function (GO): complement component C3b binding
Source: RefSeq, a predicted model, not a curated record
CAGAAGUUCAAGUCUCUGAAGCAAUAGGAAGCUUGAAGAAAAUACAAAAGUGGCCUCAGCUGUGAUGGGGAUCUCACUGGGCCUGCUGCUCUUGGGCCACCUAAUAGUGGUCACUUAUGGACAUCCCAUUCUGAAAGCACCAGAGAGUGUGACAGGAUUCUGGAAAGGGGAUGUGAAUAUUCACUGCGUCUAUGAACCCCUGAGAGGCUACACUCAAGUACUGGUAAAAUGGCUGGUACAACGUGGCUCAGACCCAGUCACCAUUUUCCUGCGUGACUCCUCUGGAGACCAUAUUCAGCAGGCAAAGUAUCGGGGCCGCCUGACUGUGAGCCACGAGGUUCCAGGUGAUGUGUCCCUCCAACUUAGUACCUUACAGAUGGAUGACCAAAGCCACUAUACAUGUGAGGUCACAUGGCAGAAGCCUGAUGGAAGCCAACUGGUGAAAGAUAAGAUCAUUGAGCUCGGCAUCCAGAAAUACUCCUCUAAUACAUUCAUAACCAAGACUGAGUCACCUACAACCAUGAAAUCUUCUUCGGAAGCAACAACUAAAGCUGACUGGAUCAGUAAAGCAGAUGGACAUGAAAAGACCAUUGCUAGCUCAGGAAUGGACCUUCACAAUUUUGCCGCUAUCCUCAUCAUUUCCUUGUGCUGCAUGUUGAUUUGUCACCAUAGCUUAUAUCAUGUCUACCACAAGAUAUCCCAGGUGCGUGCCAAGAAGACGAACAACUCUGGAGAAACCAUGAGGGUGGCCAUCUUCACAAGUGAGCGCUUCAGUGACAAACCAGCUUCCCAGUCUCAUCAGCUAUCUGGUGAACCCUGCCUGGCCCAGCAGUACCAGAUCAUCACCAAGACUCCCCAGGAUCAUGAGGUUCUGGCUACAGAAAACAGUAGCAUCUGCCACUAAUGCUCCACUAAGUCCAUGUCUACUGAUAUAAUUGCCUGUUACCUAAUCAGUUCUUACUUUCAACACAGCUCUCUUCCCUGCUUUUUCUCUUCAUGGAAAAAAACAAAGUACCUACUCUGCCUAUCCUGGGACCCCUGGGAGUGUCUGAUUUUGACUAAGAAUUUGCCAUAUAUACCACAAACCAGCCAGAUUCUCCGUUUGUUCCUGGGCCCUUCAUUUCUGUCGUUCCCCCAGCUCCUCUCAAAACACUAGAAAAUGUGUCCAAAGCACUAGAGGUUUUUUUUCAUUAUUCCUUCAGAUACCACUAGAAAAUCAGAGGAAGCUCUGUUCUGCCAACUCAGGGGAACUUCUAUGUCCAGAAUUACUUCUCUUUCUGUAGGGCCAGACAACAGAUUGCCACGUAACACACCAGAGUAUAUAUCUUUUCCUAUACUGCGAGUCUACUGUUCUAGUAUUCUUUUGCUGUUAAUAAAUAUCUAAUCAUGAUA